AUGCUCUUUUUCAGUUUCUUUAAAACUCUUGUCGACAAGGAAGUGAUUGUUGAAUUGAAGAAUGAUGUGUCGCUCCGAGGAACACUCCAUAGUGUGGAUCAAUAUUUGAAUGUAAAAUUGAAUAAUGUACAAGUGGAAGACAAGGAGAAAUAUCCAUAUUUGUGUUGCAUAAAGAAUUGUUUUAUUAGAGGUAGCACCGUGCGUUAUAUUCAACUUCCGGUAGCCGAUGUGGAUACGGAAGCGUUACAGGACGCAACCCGAAAGGAGCAUAUGCGUAAGAAAUAA
This is a messenger RNA of Naegleria lovaniensis, 285 nucleotides long. RefSeq lists its product as uncharacterized. Gene Ontology annotation, molecular function: RNA binding. Gene Ontology annotation, cellular component: U4/U6 x U5 tri-snRNP complex; precatalytic spliceosome; U6 snRNP. Gene Ontology annotation, biological process: mRNA splicing, via spliceosome. The record is from RefSeq and is a predicted model, not a curated record. The coding region runs from base 1 to 285 and encodes 94 amino acids. The transcript has a single exon. NCBI's taxonomy places the organism in Eukaryota, Heterolobosea, Eutetramitea, Acrasida, Naegleriidae.